AUGCGAGUGGUUUCGCAGAAAGAUUCUGCGCCGUUGACUGCCAAAAGUGGUAAUCCAAAUAUGCCUUCAUACGAUAAGACAACUCCCAAUCGACCAUUGGCACCAACUUUAAGUGCUUCGGCGAAUCGAGGAAACAAACCCAAGACGCCAUUAACUCCCAAAGUUUCGACUGCAAGACCUGCCUCAAGACAAUCACGUCCAGAAAAUACUACGCCAAAUAAUAUAAGAGACGAUUCAUCGACUCUCGGUCCUACAUCCAUGAAUGGUCAUAAUAUAACCGCAAGAUCAGGCACACGAAAGACUCGAUUUGAUAGUAUAAGUCAUUCACCAUCAGGAACUCCCAUACCUUCUGAAGGUCCUCGAUUAUAUGAUCCUACACAGAAUGCGUCUGGAUUGGGUAAUUCAGGGAUGGAGAGGGAUACAAUGAAACGAUCAACGGUAGCAUUCAGUCCUUCAAAUUCAGAGUUAAAUUGUUCACAAUCGUCACAAUCCUCUGCCGACUCCAAAUUCUUCUUUGCGAGUGAAGUAAAACCACAAAGUCACAGUACACAACAAACAAAGCCUGCGUUUUCUAAAAAACCUUCCGCCUUCUUUCAUGCCAAUGGAGAUAAAGUACCUAAGAAACAACCACCUCGUUCUGGAGCAUCGACCGUAGGAUCAACUCUGGGAGAGGAGAGAGGUCAUGCAAAGUUUUUCCAUGCCAAUGGCACACCGGAACUAGGACUAUCACCUUCACCACAAUUUGCGCCUCCUCGCCCGAGUUCGGUUCUCUCAACUCAUUCUCGAGUCACCUCGCCACGAUUGGCAAAUGCUACGACGACAUCCCCUUCACAACGACCCACGUCACCACAAAAAUUAAAUACUCAGUAUGCCUCAAUAUCAACAGCAAGAUCCCCCACGCCACUGGCUUCUCCGGUUUUACCUCGACCGAAAGCUGUGGUUCGUGGACAAUCGGCGAAUAAUAUCACACAGUCAAGAAGAACAAGUGGAGAUGGGGGGUAUGGACAUCAACGAAACACAAGCACAGGAUCAUCUAUGGAGAGAUUGGUAUUGACCAGGAAGGUUUCAUCAGGGGGUCAUUCGACGGAUAUACCAAAUCCAAUAACAAUCACAGAACCAUCGAGUCCCGCCUCAAUAUCACAUACGGAUGAGAUACCUGAGGGAGAGGAGGAGGAAGAGGAUGAGGAUGAGGAAAGUGAAGACGAGGAAGAGGAGGACGACGAUGAUGGGGAAUCACUGUCCUCUGAGGAUGAAGUAAUAGAAGAAGUACUCAAAGCUGGAGGUUCGAUAGAACGUAUGAACGAAUUAGCAGCUAUUGCACGAAAUGAAAGGAAGGUUUUAGAUCUGGAGAUUACGAACUCAUCACUUGCCGCUAUAAACCGAACUCUGGAACGAGAAAUGAGGAGGCAGACUGCGGAAUUGCGAAGAUACAAACGACUCAGUCGUUCGGGUCGAUUAUCUAUGGCCACGGGAGCCUCAUCACGUGCAACAAGUGGGACUUUGUCUGUUGUGGAUGAGAGAGAGGGUAAUGGUCUAUCGGAUAUUAGUCAAGAGAACUCUGAUCUUGAAGAUGAGGAAGACGACGAAGAAGAAGAGGACCCAUCUUCUGAAGAAGAUCUCAUUGAUGCCGGAACAUUAAGUCCAGGCGCAGUAGCUGAACAUGAUCUCAAACAUCGAAAGAAAGACGAAAAGAGAUUACGCCUCGACUUAUCAAAACAUCAACAGCUACUAAUCGACAGUCAAAAAAUGAAUCAAAGUCUCAAGAAAUGUUUAGGCUGGACUGAAGAACUUAUAAAUGAAGGAAAAAGAGCUUUAGAAUAUAAAGUCAAAACAAGCGAUAUAGAACCUCUCGCACCUCGCGUCUUAGCACCAGAUGAGUUCGACGAUAAUGAAGUUGAGAUGGAUAAUGAAGGCAUGUCAGCAAUUGGUGCAAGUCUUUUGAGAGAAGCGAGGAAAGCAGCAGCCGAACAGAAGGAUAAGGCAAAUAAUCUUACGGUGCCAACGGAAACAGAUGAACAAUUAGAGGAUUUAACUCAGGACAUUCAAUUCGCGCUUUUUGCAUCGGGGGAAUCAAGUGAGAUGCCGGUGAAUGAGAAGAGUGAGGAAAGACCAGAAUUGGUGCCGAUUGCUCCACCUACUAGUCCUUGGGUUUCGACUUUUACAUCGAGGUUGCAAACUCGUUCGUAG
Botrytis byssoidea is the source of this 2187-nucleotide messenger RNA. RefSeq lists its product as uncharacterized. The transcript has a single exon. The record is from RefSeq and is a predicted model, not a curated record. Bases 1 to 2187 code for a protein of 728 amino acids. Lineage: Eukaryota; Fungi; Ascomycota; Leotiomycetes; Helotiales; Sclerotiniaceae.